Messenger RNA from Solea senegalensis (Senegalese sole), 2811 nucleotides. RefSeq names its product sterile alpha motif domain-containing protein 3-like. NCBI's taxonomy places the organism in Eukaryota, Metazoa, Chordata, Actinopteri, Pleuronectiformes, Soleidae. The coding region runs from base 831 to 2387 and encodes 518 amino acids. The transcript has 7 exons. The record is from RefSeq and is a predicted model, not a curated record.
AUAAUCGACAGAUUAAUUAAUAAUUAAAACAAUUGUUAGUUGCAGCCCUAAAGUACACAGUCUAAUUUCUAUUAAAAUUAUGCCUUUGUUGUAUUAGAAAUGACAGUAAUGGUAAUAUAGUUCAUUUAAAUGUUUUGACAGGGAAAUAUAUUAAAAGAGUGUUACAUGUAUGUUUAAAAGAUAAAUGUAUUACAAUUUAAAAAGGGUGGUAAAAAGAUAAAUGCUGAUUGGAAAGCUGUUUAAAAAUAUACAUAAUUCCUAAUAAAAGCAAGUAAUUUAAUUUGUAUUAUUUAAAAUACAGAUUGUGAAUUCAUGAGGUGUAAUUGUUUUGUUUGCACUAAAAUAUCCAUACUCCCUGAAAUGUUCUUGUUAUAAUUUAUCUUACUUACCAGCAUCACAUGGCUUGCUUUAAGAUUGGCCCCUGUCACAAAAAACACACUUGGCCUCUGGUGGGCCACCCUGCCACUGGGCAUUACAAAUUUCAAAUAAUUUUACCUAAUUUAUCUCCCUACUCAGGUCUUCAGUCACUUUGCCGUGUGCCUUGCAAGGACAAAAACUCUUCAUCUUCUCCAGGUAUCCUGGUUUCGUGGACCAAGGGGUUCAAUUUGAGACGUGGUCAGCCUCUCAGGACAAACGGGAUAUCACCUUCUCCUUCCCCUGAGGCAUUUCUGCCUGCUGUCGUUGAACGAGGGGUUCAAUUUAAAACGUGAUCAACCUCCUGAAAAAAGCCUUGAAGAAUUACAGGUCUUCCCACAGUGCAGUGUUCAGACUUGGCAUAUACAGUGAUGUGUUCCUGAUUUCCAUACCUGGAGUUUGUGUACAGGUGCCAGAUGCCACAACCGGCUCAACUCCGAGUGAUCAUUGCAGAUCAUGAUGUCCGUAAAGUUGUACUACCAUCUGGAAUCCCUGAGACAUUGGAUGACCUUCACUCAGUCAUUCGUGAUACAUUUUCCAUUGCCAAAGACUUCAGUCUUCACUACAAAGAUGUGGAUUUUGAUGAGUUUUUCACCCUUUUAUCUACAACUGACCUCAAGGAUAAGGACACAAUCAAGGUUGUGUUUCUCCCAAACCAGGAGCCUCCAAUCAUUUUAACCUUAACUGAUGUGACCAACAUGAAUAAUCAGCCUUGUGAGGAGCCCGAUGUUGACGACACCGCAUCUGUGUCAACCGAUGACACACUAAUUCUCUCAUCUGAAGAUAGUCCAGGCCACCGUUCCCAGCGCUGGCCCGCUCAGUUUUCAAUUCCCAGCUUUUCUGGCUUAACAGAGAUCCAAAUUCAGUCAGGAAAUGAGCGCUUCAAUAAAUAUGGGACUCUUCUCACUACCAAAGAUUUAAUUCCGCUACUCCCAGACAUCCUUGGAAAACUAGCGGAGGCUAUUUAUGAGUACACUGCUUAUCCAUCUAGUCUGCAGAUCAGUGAGGUUGCAGAGGCCCUCACUCAAAAGCAUCCCUGCCUCAAAGAACCAGGCUCAUUUAAUGGGUCCUAUGGAUGGGCGCAGCGCCUAAAAUAUAAGAUGAACAAUUUCAGAAGCAAACUACGAGGUCUCGGCUGCCCUGAAGUUGAAGUGAACUCACUCAAGAGAAAACAAACACAUGACCAGUAUCCGGCAAAGAAUCUGAAAAAACCAAAGAAGGCGGAGGUGAACUACCUACCCCCUCAUGCUCAAGGUGAAACUACUGCAAGUUUGGAAAAAGAGAGAGUGGAGCUCCUAAGUGAAAUGAUGAAAAGGGACAACUCCAAGGUGGUAGCUCAGAAAAUGGCCAAGACAUUCAGCCUUCGUCGGGAGGAAAUAGUGAAAGAGGCCCCUGCAAUCAGUGAAUGCAUGAAGCGCUGGCCUGCGCUUUUUAGUGAAGCACAGAUAAGUGAAGAAUUCAAGAGGAUAACAACAGUUAACCUACAAUCGACCUUUCUGGCCAAGCUUGACCAGUGCACCCCGAAAUUGAUGGCCUUGACCCAAUCAAAAGGAGGAGCUGCAGGCCUGAAGAUAAGGAACAUUAAGGACAUGCUUCUUGAGGACAACACAGUUGAAAGGCAGAGAGAAAUUGCCAUUCGCUGCCUCAUGGUCUAUCUUGGAGAGAAGGAGGAGGACCUUUUCAAACAGUACCGGGAUGUAGAGGAGCUUGACGCAGACCUUGCGAUGCAAGUGAUGAAGAUUGCCAUCAUCGGUGAUGGGUGUGCAACCAUCGUAGUCGAGGGAACCAAGAUCCUGCAGGGGAUUGAUGUCGCCAGAUCCUGUGCUUUGCUGAUGGGAGUAAUCUAUGCUCUUAACCUAAGGUACCCCAAGCAGUUGAAAUUUACCUUUGAGGCAUUCCAGAAGCUAUGUCUUGAGCUUGAUGGACAAAAAGCCAGCUCUAAAGUAAUGAAUCUCAAGUAUGGUAUUUUUUAGCGUGAGGAAAAAGCUCACAUCUCACGCGUGCGUGCGCGCGCACACACACACACACACACACACACACAUCCAUCCUAGUUCUUUUGUUUCUUUGAUUGGAUGAAUAUCUACUGAGUGAAGGUAUCAGCUUAGAAAAGGAUGACCUCUGUUCUCUGAGGGUUUUGCUGGAGUUAGGAGUUUGAGCAGUCUGAUGUGAUCAGAGAUGAUAAUGUUGAAAUUAGUGCUUUUAAUGUACAGCCAUCUGUCUUUUUUUUUGUAUAAUUUUCAUGUGUACAAGUCAAAUGAUGGUGAUUCAUGCACAGGGUUUUAGUUGGUUUUAUAACAAUGUUCCUCUUCAUAAAGCAUCUGAGUGCAUGGUGCUGUUUGCACUUUAAAGGAUUUAGUGCUACUGUGAAUUUUAAUAAAUGUUUCUAGUUAAUUUGAA